Messenger RNA from Octopus sinensis (East Asian common octopus), 1633 nucleotides. RefSeq names its product RNA-binding protein 42. The record is from RefSeq and is a predicted model, not a curated record. Bases 152 to 1486 code for a protein of 444 amino acids. Gene Ontology annotation, molecular function: mRNA binding. The transcript is spliced from 5 exons. Lineage: Eukaryota; Metazoa; Mollusca; Cephalopoda; Octopoda; Octopodidae.
GCAAUAAACGACUCCACCGCGACUUCCGUUAAUGUCGGCGAUCGUAUUUUCUGUUCGUUUAAAAAUUUGAUUUGUUUCGGGUUUAAUUUUUCCCCCUCAACUUUUCUCAUCUCACUUGAUACAUCGAUCAGAAGAAGAAGAAGAAGACAGAAUGGCGAUGCUUACACAAGAGAAGCUGAAGGAAAUGGAGGAGGAGAUGGAUCGGUUUGAGCAGGAGAUUCUUGUCCCUUCCAAUGAAGAUGAAAAUGAUAUUCCAAGGAUGAUCAUCGGUUCAAACACUUACACAAAGGUUCAAGCCCAGCUGAAGUUGGCUCGACAUCCAGGGGAAGAAUUUCCUGUCAGUCCAGCUCCCAGAAUGGUUAUGGAUAAGUGCCAUCAACCACCAUCUUCACAUAUCACUCGGAGUUCCAUGGAAAUACCUUUAUCAGUUUUGUCAGCUCCGCCACCACCUCCACCACCACCAGGUCCCCCACAAAUGCAUUUCACAAGACCACCGCCGCCGCCCCCUCACCCGCCACCCAUGCCUCGGCCUGCUCCUGCCUUUUUGCCCCAUCAGCUGCGACAUCGUCCCCCGAUGCCAGUGCGACACCCUAUGCACAUGCCCCCCAGGCCGGGUGGCAUGCCACCAUUCCAACCCCCUCCACCCAGGCCACCUAUGAUGGGCAACAUGACCGGUAACAACCCUCCACCCAUGCCAAACCCAAUGAUGAUGUCUCAACAACGACCUUUCAUAGGUCCUCCUCCUCCGGGGACUAUGUACCCACCUCAUUCCCUUGACACGGGCCCUAAGCCAGACAAUGUGUUGCCCCAAAUGGUCAACAUUGAAAAACCCCAAGUCAUUUAUUCAGCUCCCCCCACAAGUAAAGGCAAAAAACCUGAGGGCAAUAAACAACCGCACAGCUCGUCUUUGAGUGUGCCACACGGUGCCAGCAACAUGUCCUCAGUCCAAACUACUACGUCCUCAACGGUGGCCGUAGCCUCUUAUCAGAUGGCCGACAGUUCCCAGGCGACCCCUGCCGACAACUCAGCAGAAGACGAGAAAACAUCGAUGGAGAUGUCGAAUGAUAAUGACCUGACGGUGCAACAGAAGAAAGACAAAAAGGAGAAGAAAAGAAAAUUCAUUCGAACGGCUGCUGGUCAAAUUUGGGAAGAUGCUACCUUAACUGAAUGGGGAACUGAUGAUUUUCGGAUAUUUUGUGGCGAUUUGGGCAACGAGGUCACUGAUGAGAUUUUGACGAGAGCGUUUUCGAAAUUCGCAUCCUUCGUUAAGGCUAAAGUUGUCCGAGACAAAAGGAGCAAUAAGACCAAAGGCUAUGGGUUUGUCAGCUUCAAAGACCCCAACGACUUUGUCAGAGCCAUGCGGGAGAUGAAUGGAAAGUAUGUUGGAAACCGCCCAAUCAAGCUUCGGAAAAGUUCCUGGAAAGAAAGAAAUAUCGAAAUUGUCCGGAAAAAGGACAAAGAGAAAAAGAGACUUGGUUUGCGUUAAACUGCAUCGUUGCGACAUCAUCGUUCUUUUCCUGUGGUUUGAGAUCAAAUGGCAGACUGUCCACCACCAGUUAAACUUUUUUGGGGACAAAGCUAUGUGGUCACUUGUAAAUAUUGUUUAUAAUAAAAUAAAAAACUAAAAAGAAAA